Molecule: messenger RNA, 722 nt
Organism: Bactrocera oleae (olive fruit fly)
Lineage: Eukaryota; Metazoa; Arthropoda; Insecta; Diptera; Tephritidae
Source: RefSeq, a predicted model, not a curated record
GCGGGGCGUCAGCCGCAACGCGUGUUCACUAUCGAACCGAGGCUAUUCGAGUAUAUAAAAGCUUUUCAGUUGCAACUCAACUAAGACAGUUAACAGCUGCGUUUACUUAAAGCAACAACAUGAAACUUCUUGUGACUUUUGUAGCCAUCAUCUUAAGCGUCAACGCAUACAAAGUACGAGUCAUCGACUCCAUCUCAUCGGCUUCGAGCGAGGAGCUACUGAUUACACCGGCCGUACAACCUCAACCAAUUAUACCAGUGCCAGAUUCCAUUGCUUCUGUAUCUAGUAGCGAGGAAGUUAUUCUACUACCACCUGGGGGUCCACGGGAAUCGCCUUUACCGGGAGUAGGUGUCGUGUCACAGUCCAUUUUACAAGCCGUAAAGGUUAAGCCGCCUAAAUAUGGCAAUGUUUUGGAUACCAAUCGCGUACUCGCACAAAUAUUUGGACCACAAGAUGCCACUGCAUAAGGCGUGCGAGUUCAUGGCUAAGUUGAAACACAGGAACGUCGACAAUGAUCAGAUGAUGAACACAUAAAAUGCGAAAUGAAAAGCUGAAAGCUAGGUAAAACAAAGCUACGCAACUUGGAUGAAAUAUACACUAAGAAAUUAAUAUUUUCACAUAUUGAUUUACUUCCUUACUUCAAAUUCUUAGUUAGGGAAGUUUCGAUCCAAUAUAAACUCAAACUAAAUUAAAUAAAUUUUCUAUUUUUCAAAUUACGAAAA